Messenger RNA from Bursaphelenchus xylophilus (pine wood nematode), 4589 nucleotides. Lineage: Eukaryota; Metazoa; Nematoda; Chromadorea; Rhabditida; Aphelenchoididae. The record is from the annotation of a GenBank genome assembly.
AUGAGCCAAAACUCCGCAUCAAGCGACGCCGUCAACUCGACGAUGGCCCCUUCGCCUUCCACCGCUGCCGUCCCGGUGGUUGGCGUCGGGGAGCGGCCGAUGGGUAAGUCAAGUUGGAAUUUUUGGGGUUUUUUGGGAUUUUUUGGGGUUUAUUUGAGGAUUUUGAGAGUUGGAUUUGUCAUCAAAAUGCCAGAAAUUCUGGAUCUUUUGAUGACAAAUCCGGCUUUGAAUACGGUAAUAGACUUUAACUUGGGUUGAGAUGACUAACUUAAGCUUAGGGGAAAAAUAUAACAAAAAUAUCAAUACUUCACUCGUCUAGAACAAUAUAAUUUUGAGUUAAAAAACAAAAAAAAAGAGCUCAAAAAAUUGAUUUGGAGCUCAUUUUGAAAGACCUUAUAAUUAGUUGCAACUCGAAAUUACCUUAGAUUGAAUUUGUGACCCGUAAAAUAAUGAAUUUAAUUUUUGGCUGGUGGGUUUCUACCGUAAAUCCCGCCAAAAAAAUGGCAAUAAAAAGGCCUAAAGGCCUUAAAAAUAUACUAUUGAAUCGUGAAGUGUAAUAUCCAAGCCAAAUAUUACAUAAAAAUUCGCAAUUUUGGCUGGUGGUAUCCCGCCGGAAUCUAUUUUAGUACGGUAAAAUACGGGCAAACUUAAGUCAAUAUUCUUUGAGUUUUGCAAUUUUUAGAACCCCGAGAGAUCGACCGCCGUAUUUUAGCCGAACUACUGAAAAAUUUCGAACCACAAAGGUCGCUCCUCGGUAAAUUCAAAAAAUUCGAAUUGCGGAUUUCAUUUUUGUGAAAAAAUUUUGGAAAAAAUGCUUUCUUUUUUUGACACACCUUUAGGCAAUAAAACCAAAGCCAAGUUAGCCUAAAUUCUGAGUUUAAAGCUAAAAGCUAAAUUCGCUUUUGAUAUAAAUUUCGAAACGUUUUGACGAAAAUUCCAAAAGUUACGACAACUCUUUACCGAAAUUUUGCUUUCUAACGACCAAUCCCAGCCCGCAGUCUCCCGGAUUGAUAUACCCAUCAUGAUCGGGCAGACGUCUUUCCAAAACUGAUGAAGUCGAUUGGUGGCCUUCCAUGAAUCCACUGGUCGGUUCCCAAAAAAAAGACUAAACUUUUCAUUUUCAUGGCCAACAGUGCCUUACCGUUUUGUUCUACUCAAAUUGCCAAUAAACUUCAUCAACUUCAUCUGCAAUCUGAUUCGUCGACCAGGUAAAAAUUUUUAUUUUCCUUUCUUCGCCUUUCAGUUUCAUCCAGGCAUUCCAAGACGGUUCAAAACUCGAUGGGUCGCUCCUUGUCAUGAGUCCAUUUCCAAGUCCGUUGGCGCCCUAAAACAUCGAACAUUACAAUUGGAUAUCCCCAUAAAAAUUCUAAUUGUAUUAUGCUAAAUAUAACCAUAAAUACUUACAUCAUUUUAUACUGCCCACGUAAAUUGACCUUCUUGUUACUUUUAACGGGGUUUUCACUGUGAGACACCACCUGAUGACACGAUGAACCGCCUGUACCUUCCACAUUGGACCAAUUCAAUCACUGGGCUGAUUGCUGAAGACCAACGUCAAAUGGACCAUGUCUACGGUCAUCACUAAGGAUUAGGGUUAUUGUAGAGUAAUUUCAAGGGGUGGGGAGCUCGUCUCGUCCGUGGAGUGACGUUAUUGAUGGUGUUCUUGGUACCUGUCCUCGUUUUUCUUGUCAGAAUCUUGUUGAAAGACCUCUUGCUGUGCUCUGAGUGUUGUUCUCCUGGUGGACGUGAUUUCUCGUCGUUCCGGCUCGUCGAAUUUACGGUUUCGUGUCGCGUGGACUGUUUCAGAGACUCUAAACUCUCAAUCUUAACAUCAAAAAACCCAUCAAACAGGCUUACCGACUUGACCAACAUCAGAACUCAGCGUCAUUCGACUGGAUUCUUUGGAGUUACCACCUUCAAACGACUUCAAACCGUUCGUAAAGAAAAGGGGAAGGAUCAUCGACCACCCAAACAUUCCAUUCCAUCAACAUCUUCACCAUCAAAUUUGUUUUUACAUCAGGACUCCAUUUCCAACCGAAAUCUUCGCAAUGUUUGCCUCGAUUUUUGGAGUAACGAGCCUCAGCAAUGAUUUCCUUGGCCUGAAGAUUAUUCAUGACAUCAAUAUCGUCUUGGAAAUUAUCGAACAAUUAAUGGAUAUCUGGAAUGGAACAUUAAAAAGACGGAUACAAGGAAAAACCCGAAAUUACAAAAACUUUUAGACGUUUUCGCCCAUUUGACCCCUGGACUUACCUUAUUUUAGCUCAAUCCGAACGUCCGCACACCAAGCUGAUCAUUUUCUCUUCAUGAAUCCAAUCCAUUACCCGUUUUCCAUGAUCUUCACGUCGACAUCGCCACAAAUCAUCCAAAGGUUGUCCAUCCGCACCUAAUCUUCUUCCGUCGAGGAGCAAUCAUCAUUUAGCUCCGGAUCAGCGCCAUCAAUUUGCUCUUGUCUCAUUUUCUGGGGUCCUUUUGAAGGUUCUCCUUGUUCCACGUUGUCGUUUGAUCCGAUCUUCGGUUCAUUCAGUGUUCUACAGCUUUCGAGCUGCUCUGCUGUCGAUUUCCUGAUCACCACUAUAAAUACGCCUUCCGGUCGCCAUCAACAAAAAAUCAGCUCGGGUUUCGUGUGGUUAAUAUGGUUUUCGUCGCUGCACUUCAAGCUGGAUGGAAUUUCGACAUCACUCGACUGUUUUUUGGGCAAAUGGACAAUUCUUCACAGGACUUUGAGUGAAAUAUGGAAUUUUCGGUCACCGUGGCCUUCAGAAUCAAAAUUAUGGAUCUCCAGCAUCAGGAUCUGCACCUAAAAGCAAAAAAUUACAUAGGGAAAAUAGAAAGAAUAGGCUAUGUUAGGGCCCUUAGCGAUGGAGUUACCAGUUUUAACCAUAUUUUUUAAAAAUUUUCGUCUAAUUUUGGUGAUUUCAGUGUCUCCAAACAACAUCGGCCAGGCCUCCGGCCACCGCUCGAGCCCAGCAUCCGAGCGCCAAGCCCAUUCCGCGCAGGCUGAACAACUGCCGGCGGUAAUGGCCCCUCCUCUGGUUGGCCAGCAUCCAACCGGCGUCCCAGAGGAGGGUAAAGAGGGGUCAAGCAGUACCACUGGCCCCUCGGGCUUCGGCCCAGAACCUGCCCCAACCGACCAGGCCGACCACCUGCCGGCGGUUGAGGGCUCGAUUGGAUCGGUGGACUUAUUGGACUUCUCGUCCACAUCGAGAUUUGAUGGCAGCUCCAGUACGAGUGAGGAGCACUCAACGCUCCAUAGCGUCCCAUCAAUAAUGUCCCUUGAAGCCUUCGAUGAGAAUGCAGCCUCUGAAGAACCAUUAGAAGAUCAAAAUGCCCGCAUUCGAUGGCAAAGGGACUUCUGGAAGGAUCAGUGCCGCAUAAUUUGGGAAAAACAAGCGACAUUGGAAAAAAAAGUCGAAUUCUACCAAGAAGCCCUGAAAGAGGCGGAAGUUGAGGCCAAGAAGGCCAGAGAAGCCGCCUCCGCCGCCACCAAAAAGGCCGAAGAAGAAAGGGCACUGAAGGAAGCGGCAGAAAAAGAAGUCGCUGAACUGCAAGCCCGCCAUCGGCAACACCUUCGGACAGCAGUCGCCGACGGCCGGCCACCAAGGGCCGACAGAUCCAGAAGCCCGCUGAUGACGACAGCGUGGUCAAUAACGCCAACAACUGCGGACAUCCUAAGGCUUGACGUCACCCAGCCUCCAGUGACCCAACACUCGCCGCCACCUACAGAAGCACAAAAUCACGAGGCUCCUGGGCCUUUGCGAAGAAUGGCGAAGUGCAAAAGGCGAUGUUGUUAUCAGCCCUCAGCUGACCCUCAACGUCCUCGGCCCCACCGAAGGUCGAGGGAACUUCAAGGACUUGGCCCAGUGCUUCAAGAAGAGGACAAUGGCCCAGAAGAACACCAACGUCCACGAAGAGAACGAAAGCCUCCUUCACGUCUCAUCGUGGACAUGUCGAGCCGAUCGUAUCGGACUUCACAGGAGUCCAGGUUGCCUCGUAAGUCAAUUUUUUCGAUAUCUUUACCAUUUUUACCCAAAACGCCCUUCAAAAAUUUUCAAUUUCGCAUUUUUUCAAACGCUAUAUUUACUAUCGCAAUCUUAAUCAAUAACAACAAGAUUUUUUCAGGUCGAAGGGCAGUAAAUCCCUAUUAAGUGGUCAAAAACCCAACUCGGCGCAGUCAUUCAUGCCUAAUAACGAUGCCUAAUAACGUAAGUUUUUCGCAGCGUCCCCCCAAUAAUUCUAAUCUUUUAGCAAUUUGCCCAAUUAAAACUUACGACAAGCAACCACGAGAUCCUGUGUCGUUCAAAUGCACUCAAACCUUAGUUCGACCGGCUGGAACAAGAAAAAUGUAAGUUUUUUGCAAAACUGUUUUUGCGAGCUGCGCCCGAUAUAACAACAAUUGCGUUUUGUUAUACACUGUUGGAUUUUGGGGGCAUAUUGUAGAAGAAAAUCGUAGCAUUCGCGGUAAAUGUAAGUUUUUCGCAGUCACCCACCAAAUAAUGAUUUUGGUUGGGUUUAGUCUAAAAAAUAAUAUAAUUUUACUGAUCCUUUUAUUUUCAGCCAGUGCCAAAGAAGUCCAUGAAGGAACAGGACACUAA